This is a messenger RNA of Oreochromis aureus, 3064 nucleotides long. RefSeq names its product hyphally regulated cell wall protein 3-like. The coding region runs from base 146 to 1222 and encodes 358 amino acids. Gene Ontology annotation, cellular component: plasma membrane; cell surface. The transcript is spliced from 7 exons. Gene Ontology annotation, molecular function: transmembrane signaling receptor activity. The record is from RefSeq and is a predicted model, not a curated record. NCBI's taxonomy places the organism in Eukaryota, Metazoa, Chordata, Actinopteri, Cichliformes, Cichlidae.
UGUGUGUGUGUGUGUGUGUGUGUGUGUGUGUGUGUGUGUGUGUGUGUGUGGUUUGAAGGCGUGACCUCAUAAUUAAGAGAAGUAAGAAGUUCCUGGUUUGCAGUGAAGAAGAAGAGAAGCAGCAUUAAACCAUCAGAGCUCUGAGAUGAAACACACUUUGGUCUGCUUCAUCUUCCUCACAGCACUUCAGGAUGGAAACACUGGUUUGGUCAAAGCACAAACUCUCACCCACAGAGCAGAGGAAGGAGGAAACAUCACAGUUAAAUGCAGCUUUUAUUUCUCUGGAAGCAGGAAACUCUUCUGUAAGGAAAAAUGUGAAAAUGGAAACAUUCUUGUUGAAACAUCUGAUGAUGCAGCUCAGAACGGCAGAUACAGCAUUAAAUAUGAAAUCAAAGGCUUUUUCUCAUAUACUCUGUAUGUGAGCAUCACACAGCUGAAACAGUCUGACUCAGGACGGUACAGGUGCUCUUUGGACAGAAUUUUUGAUACAGGGAAAGAUGAGUUUGAGCUGAUUGUCACAGCAGCUUCAACCACUUCAACACCAAACGGGACUCUGAGACCUUUUUCAGCUUCAGUGUUUCUCUCAUCAGCCUCCACACCACCAACAACACAGAGUUUAAGCUCAACUUCAGGAAGCUCCACACCUUCAUCAGCCUCUGCGCCACCAAAAAUGGAAACAACACAGAGUUUAAGCUCAACUUCAGGAAGCUCCACACCUUCAUCAGCCUCCACUGAAACCAAAGAUGCAAGAUCAGAUGUGCUGAUUUAUGUGGGUCUGAUUCUGGUCGUUAUGAUCGUCGUCUUAUCAGCAGCUCUGCUGAUUUUCUGCAUGAGGAGGAAGACCACUAAACCCAGAGGACCUCCUGUGGAAACAGAGUAUGCUGACACGCAGGCCGACAGGUUGUAUGAAGAGAUCAGAGAGUGUGACAUGCCGAGCAGGUCACCUCCUGUCGAAGUGUCUUCAGUUUAUGCCACUGCUAAAGACCCCCGUUCAGAUGGAGUUGAAAAUAUAGACCUCUACAGCCUUGCAACCUCUCCUCAUAACAAUGCAGAUAACCUCUGCUACGCUGAAGUGGAGUUUUCCCACAUUCCUGCCACCAGCAGCGCCCCCUGUGGUGAAGCAACUGAUGUUGUCUACUCAGUGCCUCAGGUGGACCUGAGUACUGCCAGCCACACCAAAGAUGCUUCACCUCCUGUGUACUCUACUGUUUCCUCACUAUGAAUUACUUCAGUACUUUUUUUAAACCUGUCCUGUCCAGCAGCUGUAACAAGCGUAAUGUCUGAAUGCUUUGUUUUGCCAAACAUAUUUGCUUUCCCAAGAGGGGCACUGUAGGCUCUCUGUAGGCUCCUCUUUUUAGGUUUUUGUUUUAUUUAUUUAAUCCUAUUAUUCAUAUUUUUCUGUGUAUGGGUGGGGGAAAAUCGAGGAUGAAGCCAACAGACAUGCUGGGUCUCCAACUGCUACAUCUGUGACAAAGUACACAAACAAUAAGCAACACCUGAAAGACAAAACACAGUGUGUGUGUGUGUGUGUGUGUGUGUGUGUGUGUGUGUGUGUGUGUGUGUGUGUGUGUGUGUGUGUGUGUGUGUGUGUGUGUGUGUGUGUGUGUGUGUGAACCAGAAAGAGAGAAGAUGGGAGUGUGUAUGAUUGUUUGUAAUGAAACACAUUUGAAAAAUGAGGGUGAAGGCCUGGGAAAGACCCAAGAGACCCCAGCUUUCCACAGCUCCCAAGAGACCUGAAGAUCUUAAUCUCAACAACCAUACAUUCUAUCCUAGCCGAGGGAAGAUGGAGGCCGGACGGAGCUCCUAUAGCCAGCAGGCAACCAACCCCGCUGGCCACCCCAGCAUGAGGCAAAGGCGGGACUCAGUAACUGCCCAACACCCAGCAGAGCCCCCACCGCACAACGAAGAGGCCCAAGCUAGCCCUGGACACACACAGCCAUCCCCACACUCUGAAGUGUGGAUGGACAGGUGCCUUCCCAUAGCCAGCAGUGAUCCCGGGACGCAGUCAGCCAGUCCCCCGAUCACCAGCCAGACACGACAUCAGCCAGGGUGGUGAUAAUUACAUGAGCACUUAAGCUAUGGGUGAAACCUAUACAAAAGUUAGUUUAUUUUUCUACUUUUGACAUAUUUAUAACUUCAAUGCACAGUCACAUAGCCUCAGGUUAAAGCUGUUUUUAUUACAGCUGCUUAUAAUUCAGCUCAACAGAUACAAAAAAUGUUGCUAUUAUGAUUUUGUAGGAUAGAUGAAACCGUUGCAGGAAACAGACUGCUAUCAUUUAAGGACAUGAUAUAAGGAAAACAAAAAGUGAAGAGAUACAGUAAACUACAUGUUUUUAAUGAAAAUAAAUAUGAACAUUGGCAGUUUUAACAGUGUCUGGUUUUUAUUUUCUUUUAUAAAAUAUCUUAUAGAUAUUAAAAUAUACACAUUUCCUUCACUUCUGCAGUGGAAGUAUUUAGACUCUUCUUCAUACAGAGGAUAUUGAAAAAGAAAUCAACUGGACUUCUUAAACUUUUUGAAGAUGCUUCAUCCAGGAGGCUUCUUCAGUUCUAAAAACCAAGAGGUGGAGAAUCCCAGGUGUUUGAAUCUUAGUGGUCAUUGGCCCAGUAUUGAUCAUGUGCCUCAUCACAUGAGCCAAGGUGUGAAAAAACAUUUAGGGUGAAACCACUGUGGUACAUCAUAUGACCCACUGAGGUCACCUGAAGCAAGGUGUCUCAAAACUACUUAGUAGAUGGCUGAUGGGUGAUGUCAUAAAUCACCCACGGCCGGCCGACAGGACCAGACGUGGGAGGACCAAACAGCGCGCUGACCUCUGACGGAGAUGCAGCUGGACUAGACGGCAGCAUGGAGGUUGCAAGUGGUUCAGCUGCUGGCGGCAUGGCAGCUGUGGAUGGUUGAGCUGGUGGUUGAGCUAGCAGCUGAGUAGGCGGUGGCAUGAAAGCCAUGGGUGGUGGAGUCACAGGUGACGGCGUGACAGCUAUGAACGGUUGUGCUGGCAGUUAGAUGGACUCUCCUGAGCCACCAGUGAGAACAGGCAGCAGCAUGGAAGCCAUUGACAGCUGGACG